UUCAUCUAUAAUCAAGGGGUUUAUUCAUUAUUCUUAAAACCCAACAAGAAAGGGGAAAAACUGCAAAAUGGAAAAGAUAUUCUCUACACUCCCUCUUGUGUUCUUCUUAUUCUUCUUUCAGUGCACUCCUGCGCUUUCGCAGAGUCCGGCUCCGGCUCCAACACCUCCGGUGCGGGCUCCUGCACCUCCAACGCCAGCUCCUGUACCUCCAACGCCUGCUCUUGUACCUACAGCACAGGUUCCUGCACUUUCCGGUCCCUCCAACAUCAUUGCUAUUCUUCUAAAGGCCAGGCAAUAUACGACAUUUAUUCGACUCCUAAAAAGCACCCAAGUGGCUGAUCAACUAAAUUCACAGAUUGACAAUUCAAACCAAGGUCUUACAGUAUUUGCUCCAACUGAUUCUGCAUUCAGUAACCUCAAAACAGGAAUGUUAAACUCUCUGACCGAUGAACAGAAAAUCCAGCUGAUCCAAUUCCACGUCAUAUCUUCAUUUUUCUCUGUCUCCAAAUUCCAAACUGCAAGCAAUCCACUAAAAACAGAAGCUGGUAGUGAAGAACAAUUUCCACUCAAUGUCACUGCAACUGGGAAUCAGGUGAACAUAACGACUGAUAUGGUUAAUGCAACAGUGGCAAGUACAGUAUAUACCGACAAGCAGCUAGCCAUAUAUGAGGUUGAUAAAGUACUCCUUCCGCAGGGUCUAUUUGCACCUCCACCGCCAGCUCCUGCACCACUGAAACCCAAAAAACUCCCGGCUUCAAAUUCUCCCCCCUCUGAUGAUACUACUACUCCUUCUGCCGAUACUUCUGAUGGAAUUCAUCUGUCCCGACAUGAAUUGUGUUCAAUAUCCAACAUCGUCCUUGUUUUGGCAGUAUUCGUCUUGAGUGUGUGAACAGUAUGUGCUAAUGGAGUUCUUUGUAUCCCUGCUUGUAUUAUCUUUGCCGAAUUAAAUUCUCUCACGUGUUUCGUCAUUA
Messenger RNA from Olea europaea var. sylvestris, 971 nucleotides. Its product is annotated as fasciclin-like arabinogalactan protein 11. The transcript has a single exon. The record is from RefSeq and is a predicted model, not a curated record. The coding region runs from base 68 to 889 and encodes 273 amino acids. NCBI's taxonomy places the organism in Eukaryota, Viridiplantae, Streptophyta, Magnoliopsida, Lamiales, Oleaceae.